This is a messenger RNA of Antechinus flavipes (yellow-footed antechinus), 717 nucleotides long. Its product is annotated as ras-like protein. The record is from RefSeq and is a predicted model, not a curated record. The transcript is spliced from 2 exons. Gene Ontology annotation, molecular function: GDP binding; GTPase activity; GTP binding. NCBI's taxonomy places the organism in Eukaryota, Metazoa, Chordata, Mammalia, Dasyuromorphia, Dasyuridae. Gene Ontology annotation, cellular component: plasma membrane. Bases 1 to 639 code for a protein of 212 amino acids. Gene Ontology annotation, biological process: Ras protein signal transduction.
AUGGCUUCUUGUGUCCAUACCUCCAUAGGCGAUCCAGACAGACGCAGAAUCAAGAUGUAUAAGUUGGUGGUGAUGGGCACCGGUUCUGUGGGCAAGACUGCACUGACCAUUCAGUUUACUAAGAAUCGUUUUGUGACCCAGCAUGACCCCACCAUCCAAGAUUUCUACUGUAAGAAAACAGUGGUGGACAAAGAGCGGUGCCAGCUGCACAUCGUGGAUACCACAGGUACUGAAGAGUACUACCUUCUCAGGAACCAUUCCGUGCACUGGGGAGAGGGAUUCCUCUUGGUCUAUGCAGUGAAUGACCCCCACUCUUUUGAGAACGUGAAUUUAUUCUGGGAUCGUCUGUGGAGGCUCAAGGGCACCGCCCCUGUGCCCGUGGUGUUGGUGGCCAACAAAAUCGAUGUGACCGAUAGUCUAGUGGACCCCACAUGGGGCAAGGAGAUGGCCAGGCGCUUAGGGGUCCCUUAUGUGGAGGCAUCAGCCAAGACUGGACAAGGUGUGGAGCAAGCCUUCCAUGAAUUAGUUUGUGAAAUCCGUAGGAUCCGAGCUGAGGAGGAGGAGGUCAAGAGUCACCCCAAUACUGAGCAGAAGGAGGCCUCUGGUUCAACUGUUGCACAAUCCAGUGAACAGGAAUGACUACCUCAGUACCUGGGUAUCCUGACCAGGCAAGAAAAGACUCCAUUCCUCCUUGAGUACACAGCCUCCCCCCACUCC